Molecule: messenger RNA, 1138 nt
Organism: Dendroctonus ponderosae (mountain pine beetle)
Lineage: Eukaryota; Metazoa; Arthropoda; Insecta; Coleoptera; Curculionidae
Product: transmembrane protein 192
Exons: 5
Coding region: 190-1032 (280 amino acids)
Cellular component (GO): lysosomal membrane; late endosome
Source: RefSeq, a predicted model, not a curated record
GACGACCUAACCUAAAACGCCAAUGUCAGAGCGGAAAAUAACUUUGAAUUGAUAAAUAUUAUCAAACCCACGUUUUCUUUGUAUGAAUGCUAAUUACAUACGCAUGUAUUUAGCAUUUACCGUUGAUGACAGUGAAACUUCGGAAUCUCUAUAUAUAAGUUCUAUUUGCGGCAGUGAAAAUGACUGAUUAUGGUCAGUUUAUCCAGGAGCUACAAUACUAAUUCUGGAGGAGCGACAUUUUUUAGCGAAUCUGUUAAUAUGGCUGAUAGAGACAACCUUAUGCCACUUUGGGACUCCUUUGGAGGCUUCCAGGAGGUCCCCACUGUGCCACUCUUCAGUUUUCACCUGCUCGUUACUUUGAUUCUUGAUAUUGUUGCUAUUGUGUAUGCAGUAGUCCAUCCGGACGCUGGCAGCAAAUGCCGAGAGUAUUUUAUUAUAAUCUAUCUUCAUGUUGCUCUAUGGAUCAUCACUUUUAUUAUGCACUUGCUGACUAAAUUCCUCCACAAUAAAGUGCGCCUAAAUGGCUACUUGCAGUUCUACAAAAGCGUCGAGUGUCACGCCAGCUUACCUCUAGUUGUAGUAAGCUUAUGGACUGUGGUGCUUCUAUUUGUCCAGACCUUGAUGCAACAUUACUAUCCCGAUAAUUUUUCCGAAAUAUGCCUGAAUGGGGGCACUCUAUCACCGAGAGCUUACCUAUGUGCGUUGAUUACUGUGGAAUUCUGCGUGAUUACUGGCGUGAACAUUAGCUACAUAAUGAAAAUCGUGAACUUCAAUAAGCAGAAACCACAGGCAGAUGUGUACAACAGUGAAUGGCUGGCUUCCUUUAAUCCAGCCAUAUUCUCUCAAAUUGAGGUUGGCUACGGAGAGCUAGGGAGCAAAGUGAUCGAGUUUUUGGAGAAACAGGCCGAUUUAAUUCACUAUCUCAAAGAGCACAAUGCCAAACUCAAUGAGAAGGUGAUAUCGUUGAGCACCGAGAUGCACAGCAAAAUCCCUGAAAAUAGUGGAACUGGAUCCUCAAAUGCAGAACCUUAGUUGAAAGGUUGUUCUGUUUUGUUUAAGGAUAAAAUAAGGUAAAUACUCAAUAAAAAUAUUUGUACUGUUAAACUAAUAAUAAAGUGGUUUUGCUGUUAGUACAGUA